ACAGGAGAAUCCUUCAAUAUUUCUCUCCCAUACUUGGAAUAAUUUCAAUUCAAUAUAGAUAACUGUCACAGAUAAAUAUGUUGUGGUAGGCUACUACUACACAACAAUUUUAGCUGAAGCCCAGUUCACACUUAUCAUGCUGCGUUCCAUCCUAAUCAUGGCCGAUAUUUGCGUUGGGUGGAGGGAUGGUGGUGGGACAGAUCACAUGACGGGCACGUGUGGCAUGCACCAUUCCAGACCGUUGAUAUCACUGAUCAUUUAUGAUCGGAUCGGAGUGGCAUAAGUGUGACCUGGGCUUUUUCUAUAAACACAAUAUCAUCUUCACUACCACACAAGAGUAUGGAGUAGAAACUUGAUCGCUGUUCAGUUCUCGUCUAACUGCUUGACUUGUAUAUUGACCAGGGAACAACCAGGAAUCAAACAUUGGACGUCUUAUAGACGAGUUCGAAUGCAACCUUGAUGAGCGUGAGAUAAUGGAGAAAUUCGAUGUACCAGAGGGGGCUCUCCGUUCGCCUUUCUACACUCUCUCAAGACGGGUGGGCUCCAUCCCUGAAAGCGCUGCUAACCAGCCGAUUUUCUGUCUCUCGAAACGAAAUUGCAUGAAAGUGAUGUUCAAAGGCUUCGGAUAUGUGUUGCGUAGCACCCGCAAGAACGAUGUGACCUCGGUUUGGAGAUGUGACAAGUUUGCCCUGCGAAACUGCUAUGCUAAACUGGUGACAACCGCUCAGAAGAAAGUCAGUGAAGAAGUGGGUUAUCACAAUCAUGCACCGGACUGGGAGUGUUUCCUUCGGGAGUACGAGUUCCAGAAUUCUAAUCAACUUGUGUAGGCGUUAUCUAGGAUAGGCCUAAAUGAGUUUCUUGUCACAAAUUUCUUGGUUAUUUGUCUCUAAAUAAGCAAUUAUUCAGUAGCUAGAUAUUCAGUUCAUGUAAUUCAUUCAUGAAUGAAUAGGUGUUUGUGAUCAAAUUCAACUGUAUUUUGAAAAAUUUUGUGAUAUUCUCAAUAGAAAAUUGAAUUAAUGUGAACAGUCGAAUGUAAGAAUAUAAUAUCUGCCUUGAACUUGGUCGAUUGUAAAUAAUGUUCUGUUGUAUCGAUUUCAAUUUUACAAACGUGCUUACAAAGCUAUUCCAAGUAAUUCUUCAAUUUAGAUUAUUUACAAUUUGCUGUCUUAUACUUAUUCUAUCCGAUCCAUGUUAUUCUGUUGACAAAUAUUGAGUGUAUUAGUACAAAGAAAUAGAAUCUUGAUUAAUCAUAAAUUGAGCAUUGAUUGCUCAAAUAUAAAUAAAUUAUGACAUCAUUUUCAAACAUAGUUGAAGUAAAUAAAAAUACAUGUAUUUUGGUUCUUGAAAAAA
Nilaparvata lugens (brown planthopper) is the source of this 1350-nucleotide messenger RNA. RefSeq lists its product as uncharacterized. The record is from RefSeq and is a predicted model, not a curated record. The transcript is spliced from 2 exons. The coding region runs from base 474 to 827 and encodes 117 amino acids. Lineage: Eukaryota; Metazoa; Arthropoda; Insecta; Hemiptera; Delphacidae.